Molecule: messenger RNA, 391 nt
Organism: Dermacentor silvarum
Lineage: Eukaryota; Metazoa; Arthropoda; Arachnida; Ixodida; Ixodidae
Product: neuropeptide-like protein 30
Exons: 2
Coding region: 2-277 (91 amino acids)
Source: RefSeq, a predicted model, not a curated record
UAUGUACGAGACCAGCAAAGCCGCAAUGUCUUCCACAUUUAUCUCGCGGGAGGAUGAUAUAGUCAUGAUAUCGCUGAGCAGCAAGGCGGGCCUCCUCGUCUUCCUGGUGCUGGCUGCAGUGUUCAACCUGGCUGCUACCCAGUUCGGCUACGAGCGUGAAUUUGGACUCGGCUACGGUGGAUUCGGCAGAGGAUUCGGAAGCUACGGCCGAGGCUUUGGAGGUUACGGACCUGGACUUGGAGGCUACGGCAGAUUCGGCCACGGAGUCUAUGGCUGAGCUUCGAAGUACUUCGCUGUCUUUGAAUAUAUAGUACAGCCAGGAGCCAUUGGCACUUUGUAACACCGUGAAGCACCCAGCUUGAAAUCAAUAAAUUACUUACGCUGCUACGUU